GCAGCAACACAUUGGUGAGAACAGGGAAGCAGGCGCGCGGCACGGGGACCCGCCGGAAGAAGCAGCAGCAGCAGCUUCAACGCGAGCUGGACACAGACCGACAAAACACCGGCAGCACGAGCGACACCGAGGCGGUCAGCGGGGCGGAGAGGAGGAGGAGGAGGCACCUGCACCGCCACUCGUUCUCCGUCGUCUCUCCCUCUCUGUCUUCGCUCUCCUCACCCCUCGAUCCUCUCGGACCGCCGCCGCCGCUUCCUCGUUAAGAUGGCUGACCCCAGCAGCGACGGAGAGGCACCGGAGAACGCGCGCGUCUUCGCCCGACAGGGAGCCCUCCGCCAGAAGAAUGUGCACGAGGUGAAGAACCACAAGUUCAUCGCGCGCUUCUUCAAGCAGCCCACCUUCUGCAGCCACUGCACGGACUUCAUCUGGGGCUUUGGGAAACAAGGAUUCCAGUGCCAAGUGUGCUGUUUUGUGGUCCAUAAGCGCUGUCAUGAAUUUGUCACCUUCUCCUGUCCGGGGGCCGACAAGGGACCUGCCUCCGACGAUCCUCGUAGUAAACACAAGUUUAAGGUCCACACUUAUUCUAGCCCGACCUUCUGUGACCACUGUGGCUCCCUCCUCUACGGGCUGAUACACCAGGGCAUGAAAUGUGACCACUGUAUGAUGAACAUCCACAAGCGGUGUGUGGCCAACGUCCCCAGCCUGUGUGGGACAGAUCACACCGAGAGGAGAGGAAGAAUCCACAUCUCUGCCCAGAUCGCUGACGACACUCUCACCGUCACCAUCAAAGAGGCGAGGAACCUGGUGCCCAUGGACCCCAACGGCCUGUCAGACCCCUACGUCAAGCUCAAGCUGAUCCCAGAUCCCAAGAGUGAGAGCAAGCAGAAGACCAAGACAAUCAAAUGUUGCCUCAACCCCUGCUGGAAUGAAACCUUCAUUUUCAACCUAAAAGAAACUGAUAAGGACCGCCGUCUGUCAGUGGAGAUCUGGGACUGGGAUUUGACCAGCAGGAACGACUUCAUGGGGUCCCUGUCCUUUGGGAUCUCAGAGCUACAGAAACAAGGGAUAGAUGGAUGGUUUAAGAUGCUGUCCCAGGAGGAAGGAGAAUACUUUAACGUUCCCGUCCAGCCAGAUGGAGAGGACGGUAACGAGGAGCUGCGACAAAAGUUUGAGAGGGCGAGGGUGGGGCCAGGGAAGCCUACAGACUCUUCCUCUUCCUCCUCGGUGUGCAAGUAUGACAGCAAUGGCAAUCAGGACCGGGUCAAGCUCUCAGACUUCAACUUCAUCAUGGUUUUGGGCAAGGGCAGCUUUGGCAAGGUGAUGCUGGCGGAGAGGAAGGGCACGGAUGAGUUGUAUGCAAUCAAAAUCCUGAAGAAGGACGUGGUGAUCCAGGACGAUGAUGUGGAGUGCACCAUGGUAGAGAAGAGAGUUCUCGCGCUGGCUGGGAAACCACCAUUCCUCACUCAGCUGCACUCCUGUUUCCAAACCAUGGACCGAUUGUAUUUUGUCAUGGAGUAUAUAAAUGGAGGAGACCUUAUGUACCAGAUCCAACAAGUCGGCAAGUUCAAGGAGCCUCAUGCUGUGUUCUAUGCUGCAGAGAUUGCCAUCGGACUCUUCUUCCUUCACUCCAAAGGCAUCGUGUAUCGGGAUCUGAAGCUGGACAACGUGAUGCUUGACGCUGAAGGCCAUAUAAAGAUAGCUGAUUUUGGCAUGUGCAAAGAGAACAUGUAUGAUGGAGUAACCACAAAGACUUUCUGUGGAACACCAGACUACAUCGCUCCAGAAAUCAUAGCUUAUCAGCCUUAUGGGAAGUCUGUGGACUGGUGGGCCUUUGGAGUCCUGCUCUAUGAAAUGCUUGCUGGACAGCCGCCUUUUGACGGGGAGGAUGAAGAUGAGCUGUUCCAGUCGAUCAUGGAGCAUCACGUCUCUUACCCUAAAUCCAUGUCCAAAGAAGCUGUUGCUAUCUGCAAGGGGCUGAUGACAAAGCACCCAGGUAAGCGUCUGGGCUGCGGCCCAGAGGGGGAGAGAGACAUCAAGGAGCACGCCUUCUUCCGCUAUAUAGACUGGGAAAAACUGGAGAAUAAAGAGGUCCAACCGCCUUUCAAACCGAAAGCUUGUGGGCGUGAUGCGGAGAACUUUGAUCACUUUUUCACGCGCCACGCCCCUGUGCUGACCCCCCCAGAUCAGGAGCUAAUAGCCAACCUGGACCAGGAAGAAUUCCAAGGCUUCUCAUUUGUUAACCCUGAGUACCCUCACACAACUCACUGACCAUGCCACACAUCACUGGGCUGCACUAGUAAUCCCCCAACACCUC
Molecule: messenger RNA, 2314 nt
Organism: Plectropomus leopardus (leopard coralgrouper)
Lineage: Eukaryota; Metazoa; Chordata; Actinopteri; Perciformes; Serranidae
Gene: prkcba
Product: protein kinase C, beta a
Biological process (GO): protein phosphorylation
Molecular function (GO): diacylglycerol-dependent serine/threonine kinase activity; ATP binding; zinc ion binding
Source: RefSeq, a predicted model, not a curated record